AUGGUAAAAUCAUACAACCGAUUCGAGGCCGAGGCCGUGUUUGGCGUCGUGUCGUCGAGCAAUGCGCUGUGGCUGAAAAAUUCAAAUUCCAGUACUGGACGGGCCGUGACAGGGGCUCUAGAGACAGUUCUGGCCUGGGACAUCAAGGCCGGAACCUGUGUUCAGAAGCUGUCAGACAGCGAUCUGGCAGUCGGAACAGGUGCCACGGUGGCAACUGCGUCUCCUCCGGUUGUUUCUGUGCUGACAAACUAUUUUUCCGAACUGCUAGCUGCGGGAUACACCGACGGCAGUAUCCGGGUGUUUGACUAUCGAUCUGGCCAGGUAAUGACCACCUUCAAGGGCCACAAGUCUUCAAUCACAUGUCUCGAGUUUGACGCAAGUGGAACCCGGCUUGUUUCCGGCUCGCGUGACUCCAACGUGAUUCUGUGGGACCUAGUUGAAGAGGUGGGCGUGUCUCGACUGCGAUCCCACCGAGACCAGGUGACGGGAGUCAAGUUCCUAGACGAAAAGAAACUCAUCACGUGCGCCAAGGACGGCUUGGUCAAGAUCUGGGACCUGGAGUCACGUGACUGCAUCGAGACGCGGGUGGGCGGCUCCGAGGUGUGGGCCAUGGACGUUUACAGCGACACCGUCAUGACUGUGGGGCGAGAAAAGGAGGUCAAGGUCUGGCAGGUGGAUUUGGACGCCAAGGACGGCGAGAUGCUCUCUCAGCGCGGUUCUCUGGAGCGGGUUUCCAACGACCGAGGCAUCGAUAUCGAGUUUUCCAAGGACGGCGGCCAUGUCAUCUUUUCCGGUAACGAUAAGACUGUGGAAUUGUGGCGACGACGAACUUUGGCCGAGAUCAAGAAAUCUAUUGCUAAGAAAAUCAAACGUCGAGUCAAGAAGGGUGAUACUGUUGACGAAGACGAGUACGACGAGAAGUCGGUCAACGAGAUCUGGGUGCAGGUGGUCAACUUCAAGACAUCUGCCAAGAUCAGAAACGUGACGUGGACGGGAUCAGAAUCGGUGUCUGGCGCCAACAAGGACGCCGCAGGCCUGCUGGUGGCGCUCACAAACAACUCUCUGGAGUACUACACCCUCGAGUUGGAGGACGGCAAGUUUAGCCGGGAUCACGUGAUCGAUCUGUGCGGCCACCGCGCCGACAUUCGGGCUCUGUCUCUUUCUUCUGAUGACAAGAUGGUGGCCUCCACCUCCAACGGUCAGCUCAAAAUCUGGAAUCUCAGAACCACAAACUGCAUUCGGUCCAUGGACUGUGGGUAUGCUCUGUGUGUCAAGUUUCUGCCUGGAGACUCGCUGGUGAUUGUUGGAACCAAGUCUGGACAGAUCCAGCUGUUUGAUGUUGCUUCCUCGUCUCUCAUUGACACUGUAGAUGCCCAUGAGGGAUCUCUGUGGUCUUGUGACGUUUCCAGUGACGGCAAAACCGUGGUUACGGGUGGAUCUGAUAAGCGGGUGUGUUUCUGGGAGCUGGCUGUUUCCUCGGAGACCGUUCCCGGUACUGGAGAGACCACUCAGAAGCUGAAGCUGAAGCAGACCCGUGUUCUGGAGCUGUCCGACGACGUUCUGUGCGUCACUCUAUCGUCAGAUAACAAGUACAUUGCCUGCUCUCUGCUGGACUCGACUGUUAAAGUCUUUUUCUUCGACUCGCUCAAGUUCUACCUCAACUUGUACGGCCACAAGCUGCCUGUUUUGGCCAUGGACAUUUCCAGCGAUUCCAACAUCAUCGUCACAUGUUCGGCCGACAAGAACAUCAAGCUGUGGGGUCUGGACUUUGGAGACUGUCGAAAGUCUCUGUUUGGACACGCCGACUCGGUCAUGAGCGUCAAGUUUGUACCCGGGUCUCACAACUUCUUUUCGGCAGGAAAAGACAGGCUGGUCAAGUACUGGGACGGAGACAAGUUUGACUGCAUCCAGCGGCUGGUGGGCCACGUCGGCGAGGUCUGGGCCCUCUGCGUGUCGUCUGCCGGUGACUUUAUUGUCUCCGGUUCGCAUGAUAAGAGUAUCCGAGUGUGGAUGGAGUCCGAUGACGAAAUCUUCCUCGAAGAAGAACGAGAAAAGGAGCUCGAGGAAAUGUAUGAGUCCACACUCGCCGUGUCUCUCGAGGGAGAGGGCCAGGAGCUCGACGAAGAUGACAAGGAAGACGCGGUCGUGGAUAAAGUGCAUAUGCAGACUGGAGAGACGCUCAAGGGCGGAGAAAAGCUCAUGGAGGCGCUGGAAAUGGGAACCGAGGACCUGGACCUGAUCGAAAACUGGAAGAUUGCCCAGGCAACCAACCCCAACGCGGCCUGCCCUCCCCGUCACGUGAUUCUCGCCACGCUGAAGCUGUCUGCCGAGCGACACGUUCUCAACGUUGUUGAGAAGAUCAAGCCAGCGCAGCUGGAGGACUCAUUGCUGGUGCUGCCCUUCAGCCACGUGAUGAAGCUGGUGCGGUUCAUCCAGAUCUGGACCGCCAAGGAGUGGUCUAUUCCUCUUGUGUGUCGGGUUCUCUUUUUCGUGACUCGAACUCACCAUAAGCAGAUUGUGGCUUCCCGGGAGCUCAAGCCCAUGCUGGAGGAGGUGCGACACAACAUUCGAAAGUGCCUGGCUCGUCAAAAGUCCGAGAUUGGCUACAACCUGGCCGGUCUGCGGUUCAUCAAGCAAAACUGGGACCUGCAUCAUAAGAAGGAGUUUAUCGACGCUGUGGAGGCCAAGGAGGCCGAGGAGAGAUCGCAGAAGAAGCGUGCUUUUGGCACGGUUGUUUAA
Yarrowia lipolytica CLIB122 is the source of this 2739-nucleotide messenger RNA. RefSeq lists its product as uncharacterized. Gene Ontology annotation, molecular function: snoRNA binding; protein binding. The record is from RefSeq and is a predicted model, not a curated record. NCBI's taxonomy places the organism in Eukaryota, Fungi, Ascomycota, Dipodascomycetes, Dipodascales. Gene Ontology annotation, biological process: maturation of SSU-rRNA. Gene Ontology annotation, cellular component: small-subunit processome; Pwp2p-containing subcomplex of 90S preribosome.